CUAGAGUCGAGAAUUCUGCAGUUGAUUCUUCGCCAACAAGACACUUGCGAAUUUCCAAAGAUAAAGGUGGAUCUUCGCCAUUUUGUUAGGCUUCGAAGUUCUAUUGCAAUUCAACAUCCGGAGCGUAUAUAAGGUCACCGAACAAACAGCGGCCGUUAUCAGCUAUGUCGGAACAGUAUACUACAGCCGGUAUUCGGGCCGGUGCCGUUCCAUCGACCGGAGCUCACGUCGAGAAUGUCUCCCCUCCACGCAAUCAUCAUGGUGUGCGGGCUUGCGUAGCCUGUAGACAGAUGAAGAGUCCGGAACUUGAAGAAUCCUGCAGUGUGGUGUAUUUUGGCGUUGCUUAGAGACACUGGCUGACCUUCGCUUCACUAGAUGAAAUGUGAGGGGUCGGAAAAUCCUCCAUGUAUCAGAUGUCAAAAAGUCGGUCGAGAAUGUGUUCCCCAGACUACAUAUCGUCAAAAAUCCAUUGUAGAGACGCGAAUCUCCGAUGUACGUGUGAAUCAACAUGCGUCAAGGAUCUCUUCGAUUGCAUCAAUACCUCGACCGCCAACGAAUAGCUUCAGAUUUCUUCCAGAUCCAAAGCCGAGAUCUGUAGAUCGUGAGCCGGCCAACGACUCCGUGAUACCAUGCAUAUACUCGACGCCACCAGUGGAUGCUGUUCUUGAGUCUCGCUUCAAGCCAUCUUCGUCGACAUCAUCACCGAGACCCAUGGAGUCAACCUUCCUUCGGAAACGCAAACGGCAGUCGACCUACAGCCCAAGCAAUGAAGCACUCACUCCAACCACGUCUAGCCUGGAAGUUGACCGUACUCUUCUUUCCAGGGCAGAGAUGAAAGAUAUGAUACAGCUAUUCACCCAACGCCAUCUUCCGUUCAUGUGUGUCUUCCGACCCCAGGACUUCGAGGAUACCGACUACUUGAUCGACAAUGACCUGCAAGUCGUCUAUUGCAUAUGUUUCGUUACCGCGAGAUAUCUCCCUGGCGGCAAGGAGAUGAGGGAGAGGCUACUACCUGAGGUAAUCAAAGUCCCGAGAGGUGUACUUUCGAUGCAAUCAGGAGCUCCUCAUGCGGACGAACUCUCGGCUCUGAAAAGCUUGUUCAUCCUCUUUCUCUACGCUGAUUUAACACCCCCGUCACGCUCCUCCAACCCGUCAGCAACUUCGGAAGUCCAAUUCUGGUACCUCAAGUCUGUGAUCGAAGUUUAUGGAACUCGCUUAGGACUCCAUCGCUCAUUGCAAGAUUUGCGGGCGGAGAUGAGGUCGAAUCCUGAUGGAAUCACGGAGACCAGAGCAUAUCAGAAAUACAUAUACUGGUUAUUUAUGUUUGCUACCUCACAUUACACUUCGAUUGUUAGUGGUACGCCUCCAACAAUUCAUAUCGACUCUUCUAUACGUGCAGCACCAUUAGUACUCCAAGAAAUCGGUGGGCAGAUGUUGUCAUCGUGUAAUUGCAAUCUAUUCGGUCAGAUCGACCUGAACCUAAUCUGGGAGAAGGCGAGUGCACAGCAUCCACGUUUAGGAGAGUGGUGGUCUCUCCCUGAUGUAUCCGAGGCAGUGGACGAGAACUCCGUUGAAGCAGUUCUGAGGGACACUGACCGGGAGAUCGAUGCAUGGUAUGAGAAAUGGUCGGGUUACCUCCAGGCCUCUGAGCAAGGAACAUUUCUUGAUUUUACUGCACGUUUCACUCGAUUCUGCAUUACAAGUUAUGCCAUAAAGUUCCUUAGGAAUUCCCCUCAGAGUCUCACGGCUCUGCAAAAGGACCAGAUCCGGAGGUGUGUAGCCUGUGCGAAUCAUGUUCUCGAAUGGCCUCUUGGUCGCAGUCCGAUCCAGAAAGAUAGGCUGCGCUACGUUGACGACACAGCAUGUGUCAUGGAUUCUUUCUGCUGUCUCUUCGUCAUCUCCGUCUGUCAGACCUACGCUUCCAUUAUCCCGAAUAUUUUCGACGUACUGGACAACGUCAUCGAGACAGCGCAACUCAUGGUUGAUCUCCAAGUUGGCUUCGACGACAGCCACAUGGUACAUGUUCAAGGGUCCUUUAUAUUAAAGCGGGCAGAGUCGAUGCGGACCGCGUUAGAGACGUCCAUGACCUUGGACAAACAGCAGGACCAAGCCAUUAUCUCUCCCCCGGCAUCAACUGGCUCGACUAUACCCGAACCUCCUAUCAUGUUUGAGGGUUUGGACAUGAUUCUUAAUGAAGAGGGCUUCUAUGCUAUGGAACCUCUCUGGGAUUUUUCGUUGCUGUUCCCAAGUGUAUGA
Molecule: messenger RNA, 2256 nt
Organism: Cadophora gregata
Lineage: Eukaryota; Fungi; Ascomycota; Leotiomycetes; Helotiales; Ploettnerulaceae
Exons: 7
Coding region: 376-2256 (626 amino acids)
Biological process (GO): regulation of DNA-templated transcription
Cellular component (GO): nucleus
Molecular function (GO): transcription cis-regulatory region binding; zinc ion binding; DNA-binding transcription factor activity, RNA polymerase II-specific
Source: RefSeq, a predicted model, not a curated record